Micropterus salmoides (largemouth bass) is the source of this 2738-nucleotide messenger RNA. RefSeq names its product adenylate kinase 4 (gene ak4). The transcript has 5 exons. The record is from RefSeq and is a predicted model, not a curated record. Gene Ontology annotation, cellular component: mitochondrion; cytoplasm. Gene Ontology annotation, biological process: nucleobase-containing compound metabolic process. Gene Ontology annotation, molecular function: nucleoside diphosphate kinase activity; ATP binding; AMP kinase activity. NCBI's taxonomy places the organism in Eukaryota, Metazoa, Chordata, Actinopteri, Centrarchiformes, Centrarchidae. Bases 383 to 1063 code for a protein of 226 amino acids.
UCCCUCAUUCAUUCGCAGAGAAAAGGUUCUGUCCUUAAAGGCGUAGAUGAGCGUAAUGUAUUCAUAGAGAGCUGAAGGAAAAAAAAUGAAAAAGGCGUUUUGACUACUUGAUGCGAGUAAUAGAGCUGGAUAGCCCCAAUGUGCGCAGAGAGUGGGCUCUGCGUAAAGAACCGGAGACUCCAGAGCAAAGCAGACAUUUAAACUGGCAAGAGAAGUUUAUAAGCCAUCCAGUGUUUGGACCUUUUUGAUCGCUCAUGCUCAGCUGAUUAGGAGUUUAAUUAAGAGGCAAUUUACUUCGUCAUCUUGCGCACAAACAGGAACAACAUUAGACUAUUUGUGCCUCACAGAGGUUUUACAGUUGCAGCCUGUGUUUGAGGAAGACAUGGCCAAGUUAUUCCGAGCUGCUAUCAUGGGUCCACCAGGAUCAGGGAAAGGAACGAUAUCCAAGAGGAUUGCGCAAAGCUUUGGCCUGCAAUAUCUGUCCAGUGGCCACUAUCUACGAGAAAGCAUAACGGCAAAUACAGAGGCAGGUGUGCUGGUGAAGACAUACGUAGAAAGAAGCAUGCUGGUGCCUGAUCAUGUGAUGACCAGACUGAUGCUGCCCAGACUAGAACAGCUCAGCAAUAACAGCUGGCUGCUGGACGGUUUUCCCCGGACUCUGGCGCAGGCCCAAGCUUUGAACAAUUUGUAUCAGCUGGACCUGGUCAUCAGCCUAAACAUCCCCUACGAGACUCUGAAGGAGAGGCUGAGCGACCGCUGGAUCCAUCCAGCCAGUGGCAGAGUCUACAACAUGGGCUUCAACCCGCCUCGAGUGCAGGGUAAGGAUGACAUCACUGGGGAGCCACUGGUUCAGCAUGAUGAUGACAAACCAGAAGCCUUGAUGUACAGACUGAGACACUACAAAGAUGUGGCCAAGCCUGUCAUAGACUUAUACAAGUCACAGGGAAUCCUGCACUCAUUUUCGGGUACAGAGACAGACCGGAUCUGGCCAUAUAUCAACUCUCUCCUCAGCACCAAGAUGCACACACAGAUAACCGAUGCCGUCCAAACAGAAACACCCUGACACUACUCUGAAUGAAAAGACCACAGGGAAACAUCAGGAAGCAGCCAGAGGAAGUGUGGUGAUGUUACUUGCUAGCCUCAGCUUUCAGUUUCCUCAUUAAUAGUGAAGUUUAGAGAGAAGGACACUGAUCAAAACUGUUGUCAAUUUUUCAAAUGAAUAAGUUGUAAGCAACUAUUUCAAGAGCUUUAUUGAUUGUGUUGAAAUGUUCAGUUCCUUUAAGGCAAUAUCAAAACUUAUCCUUUUUGUAAAUCAUAAUUUUACACAAGCACUCAAUCAAGUAAUUGUUUUUUUAAAUCUGCAAUUGUUCCAGUUCCCAUACAUUAAAUUUAAGUCAUAGCUCAUUCAGGGAAGCUGUGGUAGAACCUGUUAGAAGGUUUUAAGCAGAAGUAAAAGUAAAUAGAGAAGGAAGGAUUCCCGUUAUUGCAGCUCUCAAACCAAACCAACAACAGAGAUAACCAUGAAUAUCACUAAAAUAUAUUACAGUAAGUAUCUUACUCCAACAUUAAACAUGUGAUACUAAAUUACAAGAUUAUUGUUAUGAAAACUUUAAUGAAAGCAGACAUAGGAAAUAUUUCUAAAAUAAUAUAGAUUUAAUUAAUUGCACUUUAAAUUGUAUUAUUUUGUAAAGGAUAAGACUGAAACCAUUCAGUUUCCCUUUAAGUACUUCAUGAUAUUGUAAUACUGCCAUUUCCAUUGAGCAAGAUACACAUUACAUUUUUAUUACAUUUGGUCUCACUACAGGCUUAAUUGACAGAUUCACUGAGGGCAAUACAGACACUAUGCAUUGCGUUGUAUCUAAAGGUCUCUAUUUUUGGAAAAGUUGAAAAACAUGCUGUGUAAUAUGCUGUAUAAAAUGCCUGAAAGUCAGCUGUUACAUAUAAGGGGCAGCAUGGCUCAGGAGGUAGAGCAGUUGUCUAGUAAUCCGUUCGAUCCCUGGUUACUCCAGAGAGUGUUGAAGUGUCCUUAAGCAAGACGCUGAACCCCUAACUGCUUCUGAGCAGGAUGGCACCUUGCAUGGCAGCCUCUGCCAUCAGUGUAUGAAUGUGUGUUUGUGUGUGUGUGAUUGGGUGAAUGUUGGCAUGUGCUGUGAAGCACUUUGGUUGGUAGAAUAGAAAAGCACUAUAUAAAUGCAGUCUUUAACAAUUACGAUAUGUAACUACCCUGCAGAAUCCUUUUUUUUUUUUUUUUUUUUUUAAUUUGUUGGCUUCUUCAGCUCAGUGUUUCGAGGAUACAUCCAUCAAAUAUGCAAACAAUGUGCACUGCAUAAACUGCUCUUGACUUUUGUACUGGAAUGCUGCAGAAUAUUAUGCAAUCUGCAACUGUUAACAUGCAGGAUAAUCUACUGGGGAGAAUCACUCUACAGCACACUCUGUGGCUGGGAUGAAGACCAAAUAUAGAGUGCCUCUGAUGUUGUUACAUUCCUUUUAAUUAAAUAUACAAUGUUGCCUUGAGAUUCGAAACAUCAAAAUGUCACACAUUAGCGUUUUUCAAAUGAAAUGUUUUGCAGUGUUUGUUCAACUUUUAAAUACUGCUGGAUAUAGCUUUAAUCAGUAACAGGUCACUUUUAUGAUUUACAUGAUAUGUAAAGGUCUUGUUUUUCAGAAUGUUGGAAUAUAUAAAUCUGUGUUACUGAGUGAACAACUUGUAAAAUGUUAACAUUUUUAAAUUGGUUUUU